Molecule: messenger RNA, 479 nt
Organism: Linum tenue
Lineage: Eukaryota; Viridiplantae; Streptophyta; Magnoliopsida; Malpighiales; Linaceae
Source: the annotation of a GenBank genome assembly
GUUUUAUAAGAUUUAUGGGGUGCAUUCCAAGACUUUUUUACUAGCUAACAUUAUUUCAAUUGAUCAUUUGCACUUUCUAUAUAGGAUCACAGUAGACUUCAAACAUGUGGUUGAUCACUAUCUUCUUCUCUAGUCCUUGCACACUUGAAUCCACAUACAAAGAAUCUUUUUCAGCUUCAUGCAUUCUUCUCGUGACAUCUAUCCUGUCACUUGCAGCAGCAUCGACAUCAGCAUGAGUCACAAUUUUGGAGGCUCGAGACCUGCACUACUGCAAUGCCACACCUUACUUCCCAUGCAAAAGGUUCCAAAUCUCCAUUGCUUUGGCUUUCAUCUCUGGGUUUCUCCUUGCUGUGUCGUCCCAUGUCAUGUUCUGGCUCAUGGCGUCUGUAUGAAGUCUAAAAACUCCUCAAAGUGUGAUUAAUUUUGUAGCUGUAAAUACAAGUUACCUGAGCAACAGAAUCCGGAACUUGUCGAUCGAC